AUGAGUCAUAAAUAUCCUCCACCUCAACAACCUUAUCCACAACAACAACCGUAUCCACAACAACAACCGUAUCCACAACAACAACCGUAUCCACAACAACAACCGUAUCCACAACAACCGUAUCCACAACAGUAUCAACAGCAAUAUUACCCUCCUCCACCUGCUUCGUCUACAUACUCUCCUGUUUAUAGUAGUGAAUAUGAUCCUCCAACCUAUGAAAACAAUCAAGGUCAAGGUCAAGGUCAAGUACACAGCGAAGUAGGAAAAAACUGGAAUAAAAAACCAAGGUUUCAAGAUUUAUGGGCGGCCAUCUUGUUUCUCAUUCAAUUUGUUGGGUUUCUUGUAUUAAGCUAUACUGGAAUAAAGACGAUUUUAAACAAAAAUAAAUUGUCAAACCAAAAUCCCGCUAAUGAUAAUGAUGAUAUUAUUAAGGGUAUUAAAUUGGAUACUAAUAGCAUAGUAUUGCUUGUGGUUGCUGGAAUUUUCGGAUUUUUCUUAAGUUUACUAUACAUGUUUUUAAUGCAAAAAUUUCCAAAACCUCUUAUAAAAAUCACUUUAUAUCUCUCAAUUGCAACUUAUUUUAUUGCUGCCGCUAUUUAUGGUUAUGUUGGGCAAAUCAUAUUGGCGGUUAUGUUUGCACUUUUUGGAGUAAUUUAUUUGAUUUGUGCUUUUACAUGGCGAGAUAGAAUUCCUUUUGCAGCUAUUUUGUUAGAAACCAUAACUUCGCUCACAAAAAAAUAUUAUGGUACGAUAAUAAUGGGAUUUGCAGGUUUAAUAAUUCAAGUAGGAUGGUCGAUUUGGUGGGCAUUGACUACAAUUGGAUCUCAGGUUAUAAAAACUGUUGUUCAUGUUACCGAUUCUGGAGUAUUUGCAACUUAUUAUUUCCUCGAUGGCACCGAUCAAGGUGUAGGCAGCACUCCAACCUUAAGCUCACUCAAACGUGCUUGUACUACUUCAUUCGGUAGUAUCUGUUUUGGUAGUUUGAUUAUUGCGAUCCUUAAUACUAUAAAAGCUAUCCUUCGCAACAUUGCAAACAGUAAUGAUGAUGCAUGUGGAUUUGUUGCUGCUUGUUUCGCCUGUUUAUUAGCUUGGAUUGAAUCUCUUGUAGAAUAUUUCAAUCAUUAUGCUUACGUUGAAGUCGCGAUAUACGGUAAAUCAUACUGUCGUGCUGCAAAAGACACUUGGAAAUUGAUAAAGAAUCGUGGUGUUGAAGCCAUUAUUAAUGAUAACCUCAUUGGAAAUGUACUCACAAUGGGAGCUAUAUUUAUUGGCGUUCUUUGUGCAUUAUUUGGUUACGGUUAUAUUAGUUUAUUCCUUAAAGAAAUUAAAGAUAAUGGAACUUUGGUUUUGAUACUUGUUAUAAUUUGCUUUGUCCUUGGUUUGAUGAUGACGAUCGUUGUAACUGAUGCUAUUGAUUCUGGUGUUACAACUACAUUUGUUGCCUUGGCUGAAGAUCCUGAUGCAUUAAGACGUACUAAACCACAAUUAUUUGAGAGAAUUCGACGUGAAUGGCCCGGGGUGGUUCAAGGAAUGUAA
This is a messenger RNA of Funneliformis mosseae, 1536 nucleotides long. NCBI's taxonomy places the organism in Eukaryota, Fungi, Glomeromycota, Glomeromycetes, Glomerales, Glomeraceae. The record is from the annotation of a GenBank genome assembly.